CUGCGUCGAAUGUCCGCAAGCUGCCAGGCUGGAGAAUUGUUGUUACUGGAACUGGCUUCUCAACCGAUGAGCGUGAAGUCCUAAAGGAGUGGGUCCUGGAGCUUGGUGGUCAAUACAGCGGCGACCUUGUUUGCAAGAAAACCACCCACCUGGCUGUUAAGGACAUCUUAACGCAGUGCGGGAGCGUCAAAUACUACAGGGCGAUCCAGUGGGGCAUUCACAUUGUGUCUUUCCGCUGGGUCUACGAUUCGCUGCAAGCGGGUAGACUUGUAUCCACCGAGAACUACAAGUCUGAUGAACAGGGCCCUGCUUACGCCGCGCUUCGUGACGGCGUGGCUCGGCGGCGGCAGUACCUCUUAGAGCAGUUGGCCAUUGCUGAGGCCUUGUCCGCUGCCCGGCAACUCGGUGCCGCUGGGCAUACGGCCAAUGAGCAAUUGCAAGCGGCUGACUCGGAACAGUCGCAGCUGGCCGCUCGACAGCAGCAAGGGCGGGCCCCCCUCAAGGAGCUGAGCCCUAACGGCAGGCUUGGGGGGCAGGGAGAGGCUUCCGCAGCGCAAGAGGCAGCCGCUUCUGGCAAGCCGCCGCCGUUGGACGUAAGCUGCGCAGCUACCAGCAGCGCGAGCAAGAAGCUGCCGGCACAGCAGAAGCCCCACCAGGCGUCACCCCGCGGCGACUUUACGUUUGACAUUCCGCUAGGAACAGCGAAAAGCAUGCCCAGCCCGCGCAUAUGCGGCGCCGCUGAGCCUAACGAUUCGCUACGUCUGGGAGGGCAGCCACGGCAGGAUGCAGCUUGCCAGGAGGCUACCGGUAACGCAGCAGACAAUGAUUCCGCUGCGGCUGAGGGGCAACCGCAGGAGGAACUCGUGCAGGACCCAGAACAAAUGCAGGCCAAGGCGGUUCCAGAGGCCUCUGUCGAGAUCAGCUUCUCCAAGUUGGGCCACUCCGACACCAUAACCGUUUCCGCCGAUACGGUUGUCACAGCCGGCGAUGGCAUUGAGGAUGACAACCGCACUCCCACCUCCGGCGUCAGCGCUGACGACCCAAAUGUGACCCACCGUACCGCUGCUGUACAGCCCUUGCCCCUGGACCUGGAGCGCGGUGCCGCAGGUUCGCCUCGAAUCGACAACUGCUACGGAGAAGCAACUGGCGAGGUCUCAGACGAGGUUUCCACUCCUCUAAGUACGGCACCCGGGGAGCCGCAAACCGGCGAUCCGUCCAUCGACUGCAUCGACCUGCUGACACCAGGCGAUGUGGUGGCGCCCGCUGCUCCUGCCGACCUCCACCCCCAAAGCGCUGCGGCAGCGCAAGGGCGACCGCCGCCCCGACCACCAGCCUUGCUGUACAGCGCCUUUGACACGGAGCUGGCUGACAUAGCAACCGCCAGCAAGGGCCGCCGGUUGGUCCGGAAUGACCGCAUGAAGGCCACCAACGCAGAUCAGCUGCCUGCACCCGCAAGCGCCGAGGCGGAUCAGUCCCUAGAGGAUGACCUUGAGGACGAUUUGGAGGAUGACGAGGCUCCUGCAGCGGCAGCUGGCGGUUCUGCUCAGGCCAGGGAAAUAGCAGGUCCUUCAUGUGCGGGUCCUUCGCGUGCAGGAGCCGCCGCAAGCCGGUGUGACGGAGUCCCACUGCUGGCAGCCGCAGCAGCGCCCCCUCCCCGCCCAUCACUGGCAAACAGCUCGGUGUCUGUGGAAAACCUGCGCAGCAUUUGGCAGCAGCGGCAACAGCAACAACAGGCGCAUGAGGGUGCAGGAGCUGCAGCUGCGGCUGCCCCAAGUCACGAGCAAGUUGCAAGACCAACGGCAGCCAGGGCUGCGGGAGCGCGCGCUCCAGUUGCGCGCAUCGCAGUCGCAAGCGCGGCAGCGUCUGAAAGCUGCAGCAGGCCUGGCCGGCCCGCGGCGCAGGUGCCUGACAGGUCACAACCGAACAUUCCGCAAACGCAGGAGGUCCGCAACCCAAAUCAGCCGCAAGCAGCAACAGCAGCGCCCGUGCGUGUGAAGUCCGAACCAGGCAGCGAAGGCUACCAGGGCGCCCAUGCCGCCGCGGCAGCGGCUCCCCCGGCUAGUGGUCAGCACCAGCGCCAGGCUGGCAGUGACGUACAGGCCCAGCCUCGGGCUGCGGGUCGGUCCCAGAUGAGCAGCCGAGCGGCUCCCAUCCAUCACGUUGGUGCGGCAGCUGCCGCUCCCGCAGCAAGCGUCCCACCGCCGGCGCUGGCCCCCUUGGCUGGUGUUGUUGUCAAGCAAGAGCCGGGCUUGCUCGCAGGCUCUGCGGACAGCAGCAAACGGCCUUCCGCAAGACGCAGUGCCGCGGCCCUGGCGACUACGUCUCUGGUUUACGAGCCGGACCCUAUGGCCUCCUUGCCGGAUGGCUCGGUUUCCAAUCGUGGCCGCCGGUUGGCGCCCGUGGCUGAGGCAGCUCCUGACUGGGCCAACGUGGACGAGGUGGAUGCGUCUGGCUACGAGAGCUCCACGUCUGCAGGAAACACCCAGUCCGUCAUUGACUUUGUGGACGCCCUGACGCCCAACACCGACACGGAUGUCCGCCACGGCCGUGACGACUCGCUGCCGGAUCCCCAGCUGACGCCGGAGGAGCAGGUCACUCCAGACGGCUCCAAUGGGGCAAACCAACAGCAGCAGCAGGAGGGGGAGGGGGGACCCAGCGGGGGGCGGGGCCACGUGGGCCCGCAGGCGGGACCGGCUACCAUCAAGCGGAUCCUGCAGAACCAGAUGGCGGGCAGGACGCCGCUGGCCUCCUCAAAGGCCCGGAUUAUCAGGCCUGGUAACAUGUAUGAGUCUGACAGUGAGACAGACGGCGUUACCCCUGCCGCCCACGUCCUGCGCCGAGGAGUCACUUCUGCCAGGCAGCGAUCGCGACCAGCCCGCCCGCACGCCGCCGACAGUGGCAGUGAGACCGCUACCGACGCUGAUGACGACGACUCUGGAGACGACGAUGACCCCGUCUCUGCCAGCACCGGCCGAGCUCGCCGACUCGAGCCUGUAACCGCGACAAGGGUCCCGACCAUGUCGCAGGCUUCCUCCCUGGUCGUCUCACAGCAGCGAGCAGCUUCCAGCGAGGGGUCAUGGCUGCAGCCUGAGCUUACUGAGGACCGCAGCGUCAGCAAGUUCCUGCGCCAGUCCGUCCGCAUGACGCAGGGGUACCUGCUAGGGCUGCGGCGGGGAGGUGGGGGUGGUGCGCUGUACGACAGCGACGUGCGUGUGGUGAAGCCGCUCGGCCGACCCAAGAACCAUUCCGUGCGGACGCAGCACCCGGACGUGGUGCUGAAGACGGUGGAGUUUGCGGCGCGGAUCUGUGUGGAGCCGCUCAAGCUGGAGCUCAAGUGCCGCGACCGGAACAAGCUUGACCAGUGCCCUAUCAUUGCCCUCGGCAGCACCGGAGGCGGCGGUUCGAGCGACGGGAGGCCCUCCGAAAUCUUCCUGGCCGAGCCGGUCAACUUCUACCGCCUGCCAUCGGGCGAGUGGUGGCUCGAGUACUACCGGUUCUUCUCCGAGAGCGACCUGGGCGCUAUGGCCAACGCCACCGGCCUCGAGAUAUGCGUUCCCUCGGACUUCAUGCGGCGCCGGGAGCUGCUGAAGGACACCGACCCGUCGCACUGCAGGCUUACGUGUGUGCGAGGCGGCCUGGGCGUUUCUCAGUGCAAGGUGCUGCCCACCAAGAAGGGCGGUCGCUCCGCCGAGCAGCGCGCCUUCUACCGCUACGUGUUCGACAAGCACAGUGGAAAGGUAGGGGGGAGUGUCAUGCACUCAUGCAGGGCGCCUAGCACCAUUGGGGGCAUUUAGCAUGGUUGCCACAGCGGCACGAGGGGUCUGGACUGGGGAGCAUUGCAGCAAUUGUUGGGUAUGACGUGGGUGCAGUGUUUCUCUGCGGUGCUUCCGUACCCAUACCUGACCUUCCACGCAUCCGCGUACAUUGCAGACGCUGACAAGCACGGACGUCAGGGACCUGGUCUUUGACGGGUAGACGCAGCCGGCGACAUGGCUGCUCGCGGCGGGGUACGGUGCUGGAAGGCACCUUCUUACGGCAACGCUUCACAAAGCUGAAGACCAAGACAAGACAUGGUCCCGUGGUGCCUGUUACCUGUUCCUGUCCCAUGUUUUUCUGCGGGCUAGUACGAUCCCCCGCCUUGUGGGGUUCGGUCCGCGCUUCAUUGCAUUUGUUUUACGACGGUUAGCAGGACAAUGGGUCUGAAGGGCGUCCUUUUGCAUGGUGACACGGGGGUGACGGGGCUGCUCCGUCGUCAUGCAUGCUACCCUUUGGUGACCCCUUGACACGCUGUGUAUGCAAUUAGGACACAAGGGGCUGCAGGAGGCGUUUUGCACCAAGGAACUGCGCGCGGGUGUGUGUAACGUGUAGGAUGUCCCGCGCAGCUUUGUUCGCCCCUGGCAGGUUGGGUCUUCGACUAGGAUUACCGUGGGAUGGCCUACCCCUGGAGAUGCGAGUUGAAAGAUAUUCAGUCAACGACCGCAGCGGUGAAAUGGUCUUAUAGAUAAGGGCAGGCGUGCGUCCCUAGGGUCACUUUGGACCCUCUUAACUGUGGGGUGUCGACCAUUGAUGGGGUCUCCGCGGCGUAUACAUGCAUCUGGUGACCGUACGGCAUUUUGGUAAAAAAGCAUGCAUGCGACUUGUAUCAUGAACGCGUAGGAGAUGUGUCUUGCGUGGCACGCCCAGAAAUGUAUUACCAUAAUCGAUUUAUGUAACCACUCGCCAACG
Molecule: messenger RNA, 4725 nt
Organism: Astrephomene gubernaculifera
Lineage: Eukaryota; Viridiplantae; Chlorophyta; Chlorophyceae; Chlamydomonadales; Astrephomenaceae
Source: the annotation of a GenBank genome assembly